GCCACACAGCAAGGGGGGGGGCAAGCGAGACAAGGCAUGUCUCAAAGCAAGAGGAAGGCAUGGGAUGCCACGGUGCAAGCCAGCGGGCAUGUCCCAACACGUACAAAAACGAAACGGGCUUCAGGACGUACGGUGGUGCUCAGUAAGUCGAUGCGCGUUGUGGAUGAAGAAACGAGAAAUCAGGUCAAGGACGCGCGUCUGGAAGCGUUGGAAGCGGAUAACUACACCGAAGACCACGGAGGAGAGCAGGAUGACGAGUUUGCCUUGGAUGAGGACGACGAGCGAGGGGAUCGGCCGCGGGGCAGGAGCAGGGCGGGCAAGGCCCCGGGAAACAAGAACAAGAACAAGGGAGAGAAGGACCCUUGGAAAGAGCGCAAGUUCAAGAGCCUGCACCAGGUCCUCUACGAAUUGACGAACGAACUCUCGGCGUACCCGGGCGGGGCAACGGCUGUGAGCAUCGAGGCGCCGGUGUCGAAGCACCCGCCGCGGGCGUUCUGUUCCGUGUGCGGCUACCACGGGCUGUACACGUGCACGCGGUGCGGGUCUCGGUUCUGCAGUUCCAAGUGCUACGAGCAGCACAAGGAGACGCGUUGUCUCAAGUUCGCAUCGUAGAUUGUAUUCCGUAUAAUAGAGUUGCAAAGAAGCGGUAGGGAUGCCGCGUACGCA
Ectocarpus siliculosus is the source of this 666-nucleotide messenger RNA. NCBI's taxonomy places the organism in Eukaryota, Phaeophyceae, Ectocarpales, Ectocarpaceae. The record is from the annotation of a GenBank genome assembly.